Messenger RNA from Camelus dromedarius (Arabian camel), 4184 nucleotides. It is a transcript of the gene KCNH1, whose product is annotated as potassium voltage-gated channel subfamily H member 1. NCBI's taxonomy places the organism in Eukaryota, Metazoa, Chordata, Mammalia, Artiodactyla, Camelidae. The transcript is spliced from 11 exons. Gene Ontology annotation, biological process: potassium ion transmembrane transport; regulation of membrane potential. Gene Ontology annotation, cellular component: plasma membrane. Gene Ontology annotation, molecular function: delayed rectifier potassium channel activity. Bases 226 to 3102 code for a protein of 958 amino acids. The record is from RefSeq and is a predicted model, not a curated record.
CGAGGCGAGCCCCGCGCGAGUGCACUGCGAGGCGGGCCGCAGGGAGGGAGGCGCGAAGAGGGCGCGAGGGUGGCAGCCGGAGGGAGCUGCCGCCCCUGCCCUCCCGGGUCCCCGUGGGGUGCAUGGGGCGCUUCGAGCCGGGAUCCCACGCGGGCCCCGCGCCCAGCUUCCUGCUGCCGUGAGAAGCCGCGCCGGGACGCCCCCAGACCCAGAGCUGCCGGGAGGAUGACCAUGGCCGGGGGCAGGAAGGGACUGGUGGCCCCCCAAAACACAUUUCUGGAGAAUAUUGUCCGGCGGUCCAAUGAUACUAAUUUUGUGUUGGGGAAUGCCCAGAUAGUGGACUGGCCUAUCGUGUACAGCAAUGAUGGAUUUUGCAAGCUGUCUGGCUAUCACAGGGCGGAAGUGAUGCAAAAAAGCAGUACCUGCAGUUUUAUGUAUGGGGAGCUGACGGAUAAAGACACCAUUGAAAAGGUGCGGCAGACAUUUGAGAACUAUGAGAUGAAUUCCUUUGAAAUCUUGAUGUACAAGAAGAACAGGACACCUGUGUGGUUCUUUGUGAAAAUUGCUCCAAUUCGAAAUGAACAGGACAAAGUGGUUUUAUUUCUUUGCACUUUUAGUGACAUAACAGCUUUCAAACAGCCGAUUGAGGAUGACUCAUGUAAAGGCUGGGGGAAGUUUGCUCGGCUGACCAGAGCACUGACAAGCAGCAGGGGCGUCCUGCAACAGCUGGCUCCCAGCGUACAAAAAGGCGAGAACGUCCACAAGCACUCCCGCCUGGCCGAGGUUCUGCAGCUGGGCUCAGACAUCCUUCCCCAAUACAAGCAAGAGGCACCAAAGACUCCCCCUCACAUCAUCUUACAUUACUGUGUUUUUAAGACCACGUGGGAUUGGAUUAUCUUGAUCUUAACCUUCUACACAGCCAUCUUGGUCCCUUACAAUGUCUCCUUUAAGACCAGACAGAACAACGUGGCCUGGCUGGUUGUGGAUAGCAUCGUGGACGUCAUCUUUUUGGUGGACAUUGUGCUGAAUUUUCAUACCACCUUUGUUGGACCAGCUGGGGAGGUGAUUUCUGACCCCAAACUCAUCCGCAUGAACUACCUGAAGACGUGGUUUGUGAUUGACCUUCUGUCCUGUUUGCCAUAUGAUGUCAUCAACGCUUUUGAGAACGUGGAUGAGGGCAUCAGCAGUCUGUUCAGCUCUCUGAAAGUUGUCCGGCUGCUCCGUCUGGGGCGGGUGGCCCGGAAGCUGGACCACUACAUCGAAUACGGAGCUGCCGUGCUGGUCCUGCUGGUGUGUGUGUUCGGGCUGGCUGCUCACUGGAUGGCCUGCAUUUGGUACAGCAUCGGGGACUAUGAGAUCUUUGACGAGGACACCAAGACCAUCCGCAACAACAGCUGGCUCUACCAGCUGGCGAUGGACAUUGGCACCCCUUACCAGUUUAAUGGGUCCGGCUCAGGGAAGUGGGAAGGUGGUCCCAGCAAGAAUUCCGUCUACAUCUCCUCGUUGUAUUUCACCAUGACCAGCCUCACCAGCGUGGGCUUUGGGAACAUCGCUCCAUCCACGGACAUUGAGAAGAUCUUUGCAGUGGCCAUCAUGAUGAUUGGCUCACUUCUCUAUGCCACCAUCUUCGGGAAUGUGACGACCAUUUUCCAACAGAUGUACGCCAACACCAACAGGUACCAUGAGAUGCUCAACAGCGUUCGGGACUUCCUGAAGCUCUACCAGGUGCCCAAGGGACUGAGCGAGCGAGUCAUGGAUUACAUCGUGUCCACCUGGUCCAUGUCCAGAGGCAUCGACACAGAGAAGGUCCUGCAGAUCUGCCCCAAGGACAUGAGAGCUGACAUCUGCGUGCACCUGAACCGCAAGGUCUUCAAGGAGCACCCGGCCUUCCGGCUGGCCAGCGACGGCUGCCUGCGGGCCCUGGCCAUGGAGUUCCAGACGGUUCACUGCGCCCCAGGGGACCUCAUCUACCACGCAGGGGAGAGCGUCGACAGCCUCUGCUUUGUGGUCUCCGGCUCUCUGGAGGUGAUCCAGGAUGACGAGGUGGUGGCCAUUCUAGGGAAAGGAGACGUGUUUGGAGAUGUGUUCUGGAAGGAAGCCACCCUUGCCCAGUCCUGUGCCAACGUGCGGGCCUUGACCUACUGCGACCUGCAUGUGAUCAAACGGGACGCCCUGCAGAAAGUGCUGGAAUUCUACACCGCCUUCUCCCAUUCCUUCUCCCGGAACCUCAUUCUCACCUACAACUUGAGGAAGAGGAUCGUGUUCCGGAAGAUCAGCGACGUGAAACGGGAGGAGGAAGAGCGCAUGAAACGGAAGAACGAGGCCCCCCUGAUCUUGCCGCCCGACCACCCCGUCCGGCGGCUUUUCCAGAGGUUCCGACAGCAGAAGGAGGCCAGGCUGGCCGCAGAGAGGGGAGGCCGGGACCCGGACGACCUGGACGUGGAGAAGGGCAGCAUCCUCACCGAGCACAGCAACCAUGGCCUGGUGAAGGCCAGUGUCAUCACCGUCCGCGAGAGCCCCGCCACACCUGUGGCCUUCCCAGCGGCCGCCGCCUCCGUGGGGCUGGACCAGGCCCGGCUGCAGGCGCCCGAGGCCGAGGGCCCCAAGGCCGGCGGGGGCGACUGUGCCAAGCGCAAGGGCUGGGCCCGCUUCAAGGACGCCUGCGGCAAGGCGGAGGACUGGAGCAAGGUGUCCAAGGCCGAGUCCAUGGAGACGCUCCCCGAGAGGACGAAGGCGGCCGGUGAGGCCACGCUCAAGAAGACAGACUCGUGUGACAGCGGCAUCACCAAGAGCGACCUGCGUCUGGACAACGCGGGCGAGGCCCGCAGCCCCCAGGACCACAGCCCCAUCUUGGCGGAGGUCAAGCAUUCCUUCUACCCCAUCCCCGAGCAGACGCUGCAGGCCACCGUCCUGGAGGUGAAACACGAGCUCAAGGAGGACAUCAAGGCCCUGAACAGCAAAAUGACGAACAUUGAGAAACAGCUCUCCGAGAUACUCAGGAUACUAACUUCCCGCAGAGCCUCCCAGUCUCCUCAGGAGCUGUUUGAAAUCUCCAGGCCUCAGUCCCCAGAAUCAGAGAGAGACAUUUUUGGAGCCAGCUGAGAGGUCUGUUGGGGGAGGAAAAAAAAAAGUCAAAGAGGAGAAAACCUACCAUCCUGCCCUGGACACCGCCCCCACCACACACAGCUACAUGACCAACAACUUUGCAAGUAGGCUCUUCCCGACAGAAAAGCCCAGGGGGACCCGUCGCUGAAGCCCGCUCACUCCUCUCUCUCUGGGGAAAGAUCCGGGAAGAGGAGUGUGUGCCACCCCGCAAGAUGGCAGCUGCAUCUGAACUGUCUCUGCACAAUUUUGGAAGAGGGGGCAUGCCAUCUAAAGGGUAUUUUCCUUCAUUUUUAAUUUUUUACUGCCAUGAUAUUUGUAAAAGAUAGAAACUACCAGAAAAGAACAGCAGCCCCUUGGGGAGUGGUGGGAGAGCACCGAGAACCUGUACCAGGCUGGGCUCCUCCGCCAAGACCCCCGAAGACUGUGGUGGGCACAGGGAGUGCGCAGCAUUCCCUGUCCUUGGACAUCACCAGGUAUUUGCCUACAGUAUGUGUAACAAGCUCGGGACAAGGGGACUCUGUCCCUAAUGGUUCAGGCCGAGAACCAGCUGAAGUGCUUGUGGCGCCUCCUCUAGGCACUUAGAGCCGGGAAUCUUCAGGUCGCCUUUCCCAAAAGAGAUGGGCCGAGUGUAAGAGCUGGAGAGGGGCCGUGGGGACCCAGAGAUUCUCCUAUGGGAGAGCCGCAGGUGAGGGCCCCCGAGGCCCCAGGUGAAUCUCGGCCUGACUCCACGCCACUAGCCUCACCACGCAGGCUCCUUUGCUUCUUUCCGUGUCAACCUCUUCCCAAGUGUUCCUGUGGCAUUCCUCAGGGUAUGGAGCAUUGGCAGGAAGGGUGAUGAGCCCAGAUUUGCUUUAUUAGCAAACCAGACACACACGUAACCUCAGAAAAAUGAUUGUAGUAAGCACUGUUUAUAUUAUGAUUCUCACUGGGAUUGCCCUACAGAAGUUUGUAUUUUGUCCGCUGCAUGGGUUCACAUAGGACACUCGGGUGCCAUGCUUGGCCUUAUUUUAAAGCUAAUCUCUUAAGACUUCAAGAGAAACCGAAGAAUGCAGGGCCGCGACUGAACUUACUUCAGGAAC